Molecule: messenger RNA, 9614 nt
Organism: Tachysurus fulvidraco (yellow catfish)
Lineage: Eukaryota; Metazoa; Chordata; Actinopteri; Siluriformes; Bagridae
Exons: 2
Coding region: 3921-5306 (461 amino acids)
Molecular function (GO): nucleic acid binding
Source: RefSeq, a predicted model, not a curated record
GAGAACGAUUGUUUACCUUUCAGCAAACAGAGAAUAACGAGUGUAAGAGAGAGAGAGAGGAAAUGAGAGAAAAUGGCUUGCUCAAACAUGAGAAAAGUAGAUGGUGAAAACCAGAUGAAUGGACUGACAUGUACAUGUUCAUUCUGCCUGCAACCAGUUCUAAACCUUUGUGUCUCAUAUGCUGUGAAAAGGUGGCUGUUGAAUUCUUUGUAGUAGGUGGGAGGAGCUUUGUCUCCACAGCUGCGUUAAAUUGUUAAUUAGUGGCUCUUUGUUCAGUGUGGCAUCCAACAGCUCAUGGGGAGAUUCAAAGUUGAGUGCUUGAACUUAUACCAUACAACUCUGGCCUCAUGAUUGCCUGAUAAUAAAAUGUUAAGGAACUGGAUUAUUUGGAGCUUCUGUGUUUUAAUGGGCACACCAUCCUGGUAGCACUUUGCCUGAACUAGCCUCUAUCCUUAUCAGUAACUUAUAUGGUCCUUCGAGCCGGAUAGGUUGCUAGGAUGGAUAAAGAUGAUGUGGACCUCAUUAAUGGCAUCAAGAUUAUUUACUCACUCAGCCAAGUGUACCAGCCUGUUUGAUCAUAUGUCUGUGGAGAGGACAAAAGGAGCUUCCAUAUCUGAUACUCAGGCUGAGAUGAGAAUUCUGUCUGAGGAUGUCCAACAAAUUAAGGGAAUGUUAUCAGAACUGGGACAGGCAAUGAGAGCUAUGCAGCUAGGAGGCCAAAGUUCUUUUUCUAUUAGUUCUGAUUACAGUUCUACUAACGCAUCUCCUGUUGUUUACCAGAUUAAGGAGGAUGAUGCUAAUAAAGUUCCUCUUGUCCUUGAAUUGAGUGAAUGUCUAAGACAACAGGAGGCAAAUAGAGAUAUUGAUCCAUCCACAUUACCUCCUCGACUUAGUAGACAAAGUACUCUCCCUCCUCCACCAUGAUCUAUGUUGCCUACACCAUUGCCACCAGAUGGAAGAGUGACAUUAGGGACUGGUUCCUCACAGUGUCUUAAUUUACCUAUGGUAAAUGAGUCUGCUAUUUCUGUUCACUUAAGGGCACAGAAUCCUGUUGUCAUGAAUACGAAUCAAGUUCGUCUGGUAAUGGUCUCCCUUGGCCAUCUCUACAUCAACAGCCAUUAAAUCCAGUUCAUUUGUGUAAUGAUCAAGCAAUACAGAGCUAUGGGCCUAUUUCUAGUCAGAUGCAGAUUAAUGCAUGUUUUCCAUGGAUGCUCCCAAAUUAUCCGGCCCCCUUUCCUUCUUCUGUGUUGUAUACACCUUAUGGUUCAUUUGUCCAUCCAAGUCAUGCUUUUCCAAUGUUAGUACCCUCAUAUAGUCAAGCUCCUUCUAUGCCACCAGCUCAGAUUACAGCAGGUGCUCCUUUUCAGGGGCUUCCACAGAUGGCUACUAGCAGUAAUAUUUAAGCACUUAUGUACGUCGCUCUGGAUAAGGGCGUCUGCCAAAUGAUGUAAAUGUAAUAUUCCCCUAUCUCAGAUGUUGUCAGGUUCUCCACCAAUAGUCCAGAUUGGACUACCUAUACCAGCAUGUGUUCAGACAUCUUCAGCAGUGGGCCCUCCAAGAGUCUCUACAGUGGAAAGACCACCAUUUCCGUAGUCAAAACGCAUGAUUCUCAAGAAUUUGUAAUGCUAAAUAUGGCAUUAAAAAAUUGCUGCCUGUUGAGGAAACUGAACAAUAUAAAUAUAUUAUUUUGGAUCACUUAAAGUUGGAUUCUGCUUGUCAUUUAGCUCUUGCAUAUGCUCAUGAUCCUCAGCCUUACACCACUGCCCUAAAAGCCCUUCAAAUAAAAUAUGGUCAGCCGCAACACUUGGUGUUACAGGAGAUAGCUUCUAUUCAGAGUUUAUGAGCCAUUUGUUCUGGGAUUCUACUGGAUUCAUCCAGUUUGCACUAUGAGACCAGUCUUUAGUAGGUAUGCUUCAGUCAUGGGGGCAGAAUGAAGGAGCUAAUGAAUUGGCAUGUGCUUCUCAUGUUCACCAACUUUUAAGUAAACUUCCAGCAAAUCAUGUCCAACUUUGCUAGACAUGCUCGAGCUGUUCGGCCAGAUGUCCCUUAUAAUUUGGUGGAUUUUGCAAAAUGGCCAGAGGAAGAAGCAGAAUGCCAAAGCUUGGUGGUUCAAGUAUCUGACCAGUCUAAAGGAGCAACAAAGUUUCAAGGUAGAGAUGGGAGACCAUUGAAAUCUUUAUCUUCUACAGCUACCUUUUUGCAGGGUAUUAAUCAGGAGGGAAAUGGGAAGCCAUAUGGAAUAGUUCAUCAACCUAACAAUUCAGAUAGCGAGCAACCAGUAGAACCCAAACCCUUUUGUGGAAGAACCCAUCAUUUGAAUCAGUGUCCUGAGUUCUUACAGUUUGAUGUAAAUGCAAAGAGAAGAUGGAUCUUGGAUAACAAUCGUUGUUGGAGAUGUGGACGGACACAUCAUUCCUCUAAUUGUAAUUUGAAGAGAUGUUGUCUAUCCUGUAAAGAACGUCAUUUAGGAGUCCUUCAUGAAGUUAAUGCUUGUAAAUUUGACUCUGGCAUAUUCUACUUAAGUAAACCGAGUGGCUUAAGUUCUGUGCUUUUGAAGGUGGUGAAAGUCAUUCUGAGUGCUCAAGGAAAGACUUUAGAAACGUAUGCCAUUCUUGAUGAUGGUUCAGAAAAGACCAUGCUUUUGUUGCCUGCUUCGGAGAUGCUGGGCCUUAAUGGGGCGGCUGAGUGUUUGAAGCUGUGAACAAUUCGACAAGGUAUUGAAGAGAUUGAUGGAGCUAAUGUUACCUUUUCUAUCUCUCCAGCAACUCUGAAGCACAGGAAAUAUCAGAUUAAGGCAGCAUUCACAGCUAAGAUGUUGGACUUACCUGAACAGACUUAUCCUAUCCAUACUCUUCAACGAUGUUAUCAACAUCUUCGACAUCCCUCUGGAGGAAUUCCAUCAAGUUAAGCCAUUUGUUAUGCUCUACAGAAAGAGUGGUGCUAGCCCCUCCCGGAAGUCCAGCUGCAUUGCAUACUCGUCUAGGAUGGGUAUUACAAGGACCCAUUCCAUUAGUGCAAGAGACAAGCUCGGUCUCUGUAUCACUUCUUAGCUUCUUCAGCUAAGGAUCAGGUACAAAUGGAUGUACAGUAGAAAGGAUGUGGCAAGUGGAUGUAAUUUCCAUAUGUCCAGAUGUCAAAGAAUACUCACAGAUCAAGGCAAGAUCAGGGGGCUCUUGAGUGUUUGGAGAAGAGAACAGAAUGAGUUGAGGUAAAUGGGGUGGCAAGAUAUGCUACUCCCUUACUUCGAGCUAAACAUGCACCUAAAUUGAAUGCCCCUUUGCAAUCAGUUCUGUCAACAUUAUGUCGUACAGAGCGCUGGCUCAUAAGAAAUCCAGAACAGGCAGCAAUGUAUAACCGAGAUUCAAAGGUUAGAGCAAGCUGUUUAUGUGAAGAAAUUGACUCGAAUGGAAAUAACUUCUGAUGAAUCUUGGUAUAUUCCACAUCAUUUAGUUGAACAUAAUGGAAAACAUCGUUUAGUCUUUGAGAACAUCAAAUUGCAAUCAGUGGUGAUAUUCGGGCCAUGUUCCCCUCAAACAGAGCUAUGGCUGAACCAUGAUUGUAAGGACCCAUGUGAAGGCACUCUUGGUAUGAGCUGGCAUUGUAUGCAGGAUAUAUUGGGAUAUAAGCAUCGCCCUGUGAAAUACAAGAGCUUGACUUUACGAAUCCUGUAUCGUACUCUUGCCUGGCAGUAUGAUCCUUUAGGCUUCAUAAUUCCCUGUACUAUCUGUGCUAAGAUUCUGCUACAGCAAUUGUGGACUAAACCAGCACGAGGAUGGGAUGAUCCAGAUAUUCCUGAAAGUAUUAAAGCAAAAUGGACAGCCUGGGAAAGGGAACUAUUCUGUGAUGCUUCAUAGCAGGCUUAUGGAGCUGUUGCUUAUCUUCGUCUGUCAAAUGGUUAUAGAGUUCAUACCUAAUUUGUUAUGGCCCGAUCCAGAGUAGCUCCAAAAAAGACAAUUUCUGUUCCACACUUGGAAUUAUGUGCUGCUCUGUCUGGAUCUCAGUUGGCAAAUCUUCUAAUAAAGGAGCUUUCUGUGCCCAUUCAUCAAGUCACCCUCUGGUCUGAUUUGACUACAGUUUUAACAUGGAUCUGCUCUGAGUCUUGUUGUUAUAAGGUGUUCGUGGCUAACCGUAUAACAGAGAUUUUGGAGCAUACUACACCUGAGCAGUGGCGAUAUGUGGAUACUGGAAAUAAUCCAGCUGAUGACAUUACUAGAGGGAAAAAACUUGUAGAGCUAACUCCCACUAGUCGUUGGUUCCAAGGUCCCCCUUUCCUUACUUUAUCUCCUCAUCAGUGGCCAAAGUCCUUAAGUCUAUUUUCUGAUGUGUCAACUGAAUUGAGAAAAUCUUUGUUCUGUGGCCAAACCCAAGUUGACCUGACUCUUUCUAAAUUGAAACCUUCUCAGGUUAAUACUUGGGCAGAGCUGAUCACACAUACAAUCAAGGACUUCUCACCUGGCUCAUCAUCAGAAAACAGAAUGAGUCAGACUCAGGCAGAGUUAUUACUCCUUCGUUUUGCACAAGAAAAGGAUUUUUCUGAGCAGUACAAGUUACUCAAUUCAGGUCAGGAUGUUCCUAAACAGAGUCGACUUGCUGAAUUAUCCCCUGAAUAUGACCCUGUUGUACGCCUUAUAAGAGUGGGAGGUCGUCUUCGUCAAAGUAAGGAGCUGGAAUCAGAUGUUAUCCAUCCCAUCAUUUUGGAUCCAAAGAAUCCAAUUACUAAACUUUUAAUUGCAGAUCUAGAUUCAAUUCUGUGCCAUCCAGGACCACAAAGGGUCUUUGUCCAACUUCAAAGGAAAUAUUGGGUUCUACGUGGACGGCAGGCAGUAAAGUCAGUCCAACGGUCAUGUCAAGAAUGUAGGAAGUGGAAAGGUUCUCCUUCAAUCCCUAGAAUGGCUGAUCUUCCUCCCUCUAGACUUCGUCUCUUUAAGCCUCCAUUUUGGUCAACAGGAAUGGACUGCUUUGGCCCCUUUAGUGUUAAAGUGGGCCGUAGACAUGAGAAAUGUUGGGGUCUUCUAUUCAAAUGCCAAACAACACAAUGUAUUCAUCUUGAAUUGCUGUCUGGUUUGGAUACAGUUAGUUUUCUAUUAGCCCUCUGGCAUUUUAUAGCUCACAGAGGUAGGCCCUAUGAACUCAUAUCAGACCAAGGAACUAAUUUUCAAGGAGGGGAGAGAGAACUUAGAGAGGAAUUUAAUUGUCUCUGCCCGGCCCUUCAGGAUUUACUUUCAAAGCAGCAGAUUGUUUUGUUUCAAUCCUCCAUAUUCUCCACAUUUUGGAGGUUGUUGGGAAAGAGAGAUCAGAUCUAUUAAAGCAGCUCUACGAGUAACACUGAGUACACAAGUGUUUCCAGAAGAGGUUCUACAUACUGUCCUGAUUGGACUUGUCUUGGAUAUGUCUCUAAUAUUUCAGACCCUGAUCCAAUAACUCCAAAAAUACUCUUGAUGGGGUGGCGAGAUGCUUCCCUUCCGCAGGUGAUUUAUGCAGAUUCUGAGCUGCUCACACAUAGGAAACUUUCUCAAGAUGGCGCCUGUGUGUUGGGCCUGCCGUCUGUCUGUUCUCGUGUUUGUGUUUGGUUGUCUGCUUUGUUCUUAAACUGCUACUCGCUUUUUACCUACGACCGCCAAGCACUGCUGGAUAUCCAAAAAUCUGUUGCUAAAUCUCUCACCAACCAAUACACCUCUGAGUUGGACUGCUUUUUCAACCAUACAUACAAGUCCAUUAAACCGCCUUUACCUGAAUGUUUUCGCCGGUGGCCCCUCAACAUCACCAGGAGAACGCGAAGAAGGAAACGGGCAAACCACGGAGGUUACAUCGUGAAGCUAAAAGCUCAACUGCGGGCGAACUUUCUUGGGGAUCCUUCCUAUGAACCGAUGUAUGCGCUUCGGCGCCUGCUAGAUAUGUCACACAGGUGCCUUUGUUUUGUCUCACCCUCGCACCCAAGCCCUGAUCAUUACCAUGCUUGCCGUGCCGGUAUCCACCUAAUUGGUCUCGGCUCCUGGGGUCGAGGAGUUACACACAACAAUCUGCAUGAGCUGGAAAGAGCGCCCUCUUCACCUAUUACCAUCUCCUCACCGAAGGUGGCAUUAUUAAAUGCCCGUUCGCUGGUGAAUAAGACUUUUUUUAUUAAAUGACAUCUACUCUUCCCACAACCUGGACUUUAUGUUUAUCACUGAAUCCUGGAUAAAGGUUGGUGAUUUAACGCCGUUUUCUGACCUGAUCCCUGCAGAUUGUUCAUUUUUUAACACGCCUCGUCCGAGCGGACGCGGAGGGGGCAUAGUUACCAUCUUAAAGAGCUCUCUAUCUGAACGCUGUUGUCUAACUCCGAUUAUGACAUUUACCAGCUUUGAAGUUCAGAUACUUCAUUUAGACUGGAAUGGUCCGGUUUGUUUAGGGGUGAUCUAUCAUCCUCCACAUUUGACCACGGACUUUAUACAGCAUCUCACUGAACUAAUUGGCAAUAUUGCUGUGAGUUAUGAUCGCUUUUUAUUGGUGGGCGAUUUUAACGUGCAUGUUUGCUGUCCAUCUAUCCCCCUUUCACAUGACCUUUUGAACUUGCUCGAAACGUUUAACCUAUCCCAGUGGACCUGUGACCCCACCCACAUCCAGGGACAUACGCUUGACCUGGUUCUAUCUUAUGGACUUGAUGUGGCUGAUAUUGUGCUUUCUGAUACUAUGAUCUCAGAUCAUAAGCUUAUAUUAUUCUCCCUGUCUCUUCCAGUCAUCUCUCACUCUUCAAAUACGUCUGAAAAUGUUUCAUGUUUUUAUUCUCUACAGUUUAGCACUAAUUUUAACUUGUAUUUUGUGAAAUGCUGCUCACAGUUGCUCCUGGAGCAGCCAUUACCUGACUUGGAUGCUGACCAACAUCUUGGAGUCUUAAACUCUGUCUGGCUUGAGAUUGCAAAUGCAACUGCUCCUCUCAAACCUUGCAAGAAAUAAUUAAAAUCUGAAGUUUGGCAAAACGCUGAGUCUCGUCUCCAAAGACAACUCUGCAGAAAGGCAGAACGUAAAUGGAAAAAGGACAGGCUGCAUGUUUCUCUUCAGAUAUUCAGAGACUCUCUUACAUCUUACCAGACUAUAGCCAAAUCUGCGAAAGCCGCUUAUUUCUCUUCUUUAAUUGAAAGGAACCACUCUAAACCUAAGGUUUUGUUUUCUAUCAUUAAAUCUGUGACAAAUCCUGUUAAAUCUAUGCCUGUUGCCUCUGUUGCUGUCUGUGAAGGUUUCUCAAGAUUUUUUAGUGACAAAAUCACUAAACUAAGGCUGUGUUCGCCCCACUAUAACUCCUCCCCAAUCACGUCAGAGGUAUCUGCAUUUUUUUAACGCUUUUGAGCUCAUCAACCUCCAGCAACUGAAGGAGGUGAUUGAAAAGCUCAAACCCUCAUUUUGUCCCAGUGACAUAAUUCACCCAAAAUUUUUAAAACAAAUCUUUCACUCAAUUGGUCCAGGCCUGCUGUCUUUCAUCAACAAGUGCCUGCAAACUGGCUCAGUCCCUGCCAACCUUAAGGUUGCCACUGUUACUCCCUUGCUCAAGAAGCCUUCAUUGGACCCCUCUAUUAAAAAAAAAACUUUCGACCUAUCUUACCUUGCCUUUCAUGUCAAAAAUUCUGGAGAAAAUUGUGCUAAAUCAACUUCAAAGUUUUCUGAAUAACAAUUGUAUCUAUGAGCUUUUUCAAUCGGGUUUUAAGUCUGCUCACAGUACUGAGUCUGCCCUUUUGAGAGUUUUAAAUGACAUUUAUCUUUCUACGGACUCCGGAGAUUCUGUGGUUCUUAUUCUUUUAGAUUUAUCUGCUGCUUUUGAUACCAUAGACCACUCCUUCUUAUUAUCGAGGCUUGAGACCUGGGUAGGUCUAAAAGCAAAUGUCUUGAGCUGGUUUCAGUCAUACCUGACUGACAGAAAAUUCAUAGUGAAACUGGGUAACUUUUCCUCCGCCCCUGCCGCACUGUCCUAUGGCCUUCCACAAGGCUCUAUUUUAGCUUCUUCUCUAUUUUCGUUAUAUAUGCUACCCCUGGGCUCUAUUUUCCGGAAACAUGGUGUAUCCUUUCACUUCUAUGCUGAUGACACCCAAAUCUACUUACCAAUUAGGAAAAACAAUCCUUCAUCAAUCUCAUCACUUCCAAAAUGUUUAGAAGAGGUUAAAUUUUGGCUGGCACAAAAUUUCCAGUUUUUUAAUGAAGAAAAGACUGAGGUAAUAGUGUUUAGCCCAAAUGAGAACUCUCAGUCCUCAAGCAUCAACCUAGAGAGUUUAUCUGUUUUUAGAUCUUCACAGGUGCAGAAUCUUGGCAUCUUUAUUGAUCAGCACUUAAAAUUUGACAAACACAUCUCGUCUGUUAUUGGGUCUUACCAAAUCUAAACACUUAAACACUUUCUUACCCCUAAGACCUUAGAAAUGGCUGUUCAUGCAUUUAUUACCUCUCACUUAGACUACUGUAACUCUUUAUAUUGCGGUAUAUCUAAAACUCAGAUUACGUAUCUCCAGCUCGUUCAAAAUGCUGCUGCCAGAUUUCUCUCUAGUUGUCGCAAAUAUGAACACAUCACUCCCAUUCUCAAAUCUCUACACUGGCUGCUGAUUUCUCAGAGAAUAGAUUUUAAGAUUUUACUCUUUGUCUAUAAAUCUCUCCAUAAUACUGCUCCUAUCUACCUAUCUGAACUUCUUCAUCCCUACUUUCCUAUUAGAAGUCUUCGUUCAUCUGACCAGGCUAUGUUGGUUUUCCCUCGUGUACGGCUCAAGCCGUCAAACGAACUGUGAAGCACUUUGGUCAGCCAUGUGGCUGUUUGUAAAUGUGCUAUACAAAUAAAUUUGAACUUGAAAUGGAGGCAUAGCCAAGUUCUUGCUGACAGAUUUUGGGCAAGCUUUAUUAGAGACUAUCUACCUAGUUUACAGACUCACCAGAAAUGGAAGGAGGAUGGAAAGUCUAUUCUGUGUGAUGCUGUAGUGAUGGUAGUUGAUCCUCAACUCCCACGAGGACUUUGGCCUAAAGGAACUGUCACAAAGGUCCUACCAAGUUCUGAUGUGAAUGUGCUUAUUGAUGGUAAACUAUGUACGUCCAGUCAGCCGUUUGGUAGUUUUAAAGGAGUAUGGGGUGGCUGUUGAAUUCUUUGUAGUAGGGUGGGAGGAGCUUUGUCUCCACAGCUGCGUUAAAUUGUUAAUUAGUGGCUCUUUGUUCAGUGUGGCAUCCAACAGCUCAUGGGGAGAUUCAAAGUUGAGUGCUUGAACUUGUAAGUUUAUAUUAUAUUAAUUUCUGUAUUUCUUUAAAUAUAUUUGAGUUAUGUAAUGCUUAGUAUUAUUGUUUGCUUCAUAUUUGCAAUUUUUGUGAUUGAUUGAUUUGUUAUGUGUUUAAAAUUCUAAAAUGUUGUUUUAUUUGAUUUAGAUACCAUACAACUUUGGUCUCAUGAUUGCCUGAUAAUAAAAUGUUAAGGAACUGGAUUAUUUGGAGCUUCUGUGUUUUAAUGGGCACACCAUUCUGGUAGCACUUUGCCUGAACUAGCCUCUAUCCUUAUCAGUAACUUGCACUAACCUCAUUUAAGCCAAGAUACAAACUGCUGGCAGGACAGUUACAUGCCCAUGUCUCUCAGUAGGACCGGAAGAUGGAAAGGGAGUAAGGAGAGGUGGAAAGGAGAG